This is a messenger RNA of Botrytis fragariae, 1392 nucleotides long. RefSeq lists its product as uncharacterized. Lineage: Eukaryota; Fungi; Ascomycota; Leotiomycetes; Helotiales; Sclerotiniaceae. The transcript has 4 exons. The record is from RefSeq and is a predicted model, not a curated record. Bases 1 to 1392 code for a protein of 463 amino acids.
AUGCCUUCACGUCGAUUUGGGCGGCCUGCCGUGGUCGUUGCUACACUUAUUGCCUUUUCGGUUCUCAUACUUGUAUUUAUUGGAGAGGGUUUAAAAGCAUUUGUCCGCAAGGAUGGUGUCAGCUUGGGGAAAAGAGAUAUCACUUUCGGUCUUAAUUGGCAAACAACAAUCUCUACCCCAUCCACUGCUAGAAGUGAGAUUUUGGCAUUGCAUGAUUGCUCGCCUGACUCUUUGAACACUCCAACAUCUCUCAUCAUCGACCGCAUACAAUCCGAAAAGCAUGCUAUGGAGGAGUCUACCACUGUCUCUGCCAUUCUUGCUCAAGGAACAAAUACAGUCUCAUUUGCUCUUCAAGGAAGAUCUGAUAUGGUGUCCGUUAUUCUAGCCGAUAUCAACAGUUUAGUGACACAUCCUACUGGCGUUAGCAAUACUGUUCGUGAUGCUACAGGACUACUUGCUAUUGCCAUGGCAAAGUCAAGACCAAGUAUCUCGACCACAUCAGUCCAAUCAGCCUCAACUCCUACUGAUCUUCACUCAUUGGCCGCUUUUGAAUUGUCGAAAAAAGCAGAAGCAUACAAUGUCCACCACAAUUCUCAUGGCGAGUCUUGUGAUUGUGCAGCAUGCAUCUCUUCUACGGCAGCUUCUAUUCCAAUAACAAUAGCUCCUCCUCUUCCAACGCAUGAGUUGAUGGCUAGAGCUUUUGUGGCUAGAGCCGAAACUGUCACCGUUACUAUCUCAGUAUGUUCAGACUCGGCAUCAAACUCGACUGGAUCGGCGAAUCAAAGUCCACCACCACCACCAGGUCCAAAAAAUUCCUCACCAGCUCCAGAAAUAUCAAACCCCGCGUCAUCAAGACCGAAGAAUCCCUCGCCUGCAUCCAACGCGACAUCCUCUGGACCCAAGAACCCUGUGCCUGGCUCUGAGAACUCAAAUGCAACGUCCCCUUCUAGACCAAAUCCCCCUUUCACUAAUAGCACCAACUCUGGAGCUGGUAGUGGGGGGGCUGAUGAUGAGGGAGCUGGUAAUAGGGGAGCUGCUGCUGGGUCUGCUGGAUCAGGUGCUGGUGGCGCCGCUUCUGCAUCUGGGGCAGUGGCUAGUGCUGCUUCUCUAUUCUCAGGCAACACUUCUCAGCCAACGGGUAAUGCCCAAUCAAGUAACAAAGGGAGCAAACCUUCAACCACGAUCAAAUCUACACCGGCCGAAAACACCUCUCCCGCAACAUCUGCAAGUAUAAGUCCGCCAAUUGCCAGCCAAGCAUCGGCUGCAUCGACUGGUAUCGAUAACAGUAUCUUCGCCCUUAUCACACCUGCUGUUUCGAAUAUUGUUUAUGUCAUCUCGACUAUUGGGCCUAUUGCUGUCAUGGUUGUUAUGGGUCAGAUAUGGCUUCUGUGA